AUGAGAAGUUCAAGCUCAUCAGGUGGAGUCCAAGGCUGUCAGUGCUCUGAUCUCUUUCUCUUGACCACUAGCAUCAGUUACAACUUGCUUGCCAAAUGGAAUUGCAAACAUGGCAUGGAGAUUCAGAUCUUCAAGACUUUGCUAAUGGGAUUCCCAGAUGGCUCAGUGGUAAAGAAUCUGCCUGCCAAUGCAGGAGACACAGGAGACGCAAGUUUGGUCACUGGGUCAGGAAGAUGCCUGGAGGAGGAAAUGGCAGCCCACUCCAGUAUUCUUGCUGGGAAGAUCCCAUGGACAGAGGAGCCUGGUGGGCUACAGCCCAUGAGGUCACAAAAGUGUCAGACAAGACUGAGUGAUUGA
This is a messenger RNA of Rangifer tarandus platyrhynchus (Svalbard reindeer), 357 nucleotides long. NCBI's taxonomy places the organism in Eukaryota, Metazoa, Chordata, Mammalia, Artiodactyla, Cervidae. The record is from the annotation of a GenBank genome assembly.